GCCCCCUUUCCUGUGCCACAAAGUUUAUUUGCAACAAAAGGGAGCCUGGAGCGAACAGCUUGGGGGGGGAGGUAGGGAGCGGGAGCCGGAGCGGGAGCUCGAGGGGAGGCCGGCCGGCCGCCGGGCUGCUACAGGCGGACGCAGAGUCAAAGAACUGAGCCUCGGGUUCCUCUCCGGCCGGGCCGCGAUGCCCCUGGCCGCUCCCGCUGAGGCUAGGACUGGGCCUGGGGUCGCCGCUGGGGCUAGAAGGGCCGCCCGAAUGGAGCUGCUGCCGCCCGCAGUCGCAGAAACUUGAUCCACGACUGAUAAACCUCUGCUCUGGUCUCUCAGUGCUCUCCUCCCAAACCUCCGCGCGCUGUGGGUGUAGGACCCCGGCCUUCCGACCGCUGCCACUGAGCUCUUCUGCCGCGGGAGUGGAGGGGGGGGUUGGCCGCGGCUCCCCGAGGCCAGCCCCCCCGGAGUGACUGUAGCCACCAUGGCGGACGGGUCGCCUCGGCCCCCACUGUAUCGCAGCGUGUCGUUCAAACUGCUGGAGCGCUGGAGCGGCGGACCCGGGCCGAGCGAGGAGGACGCGGACACCCCCGGGUUACGGCGCCGAGCCUCGUGCCGGCCGGUCACGGUCACGGCCAUCCCGGGCCAGCCCUCCCGGCGCGUGUCCAAGCUGGCGUCGGAGCCCCCGGCCGCCCCCGCGCAGCCGCGCCCGCUCCGCAGCCUCUCGCCCUCGGUGCGCCAGCUCUCCCGGCGCUUCGACGCUGCGCGACUGGACAACGACUCUACAGGGGCCCGGGACGGGGGCGUCUUGCCCGGAAGCGCGGAAGACGCGGCCGAAGGCGCCGCGCGUGGGGUCUGGCCCAGCGUCACCGAGAUGCGCAAGCUCUUCGGCGGCCCUAGCUCCAGGCGACCCUGUGCGGACUCCGAGGCCCCAGGGACGACCAGCCCCGACGAUACUUCGUGGGAGCACCCAGCUCGCGAUCCUCGUCAGCCCCCGACGCCCCCUCCUCGGACGUGCUUCCCACUGGCUGGUCUGCGGGCGGCGCGGCCGCUGUCCGGGACGGGGAUCGAGGGGAGGCGACGGCGGCAGCAGCCGCUGCAGGAGCGGGCGCAGCGUCCGGCGGAUGGUUUACAUUCUUGGCAUAGCUUCUCUCAACCGCAGGCCGCGGCUCGGGCCUCCUGCUACUCCUCCUCCUCCUCCACCUCCAUUGCCUCCUCCUAUCCUGUCAGCCGCAGCCGGGCUGCCAGCUCCAGCGAGGAGGAAGAGGAGGGACAGCAGCCGCAGCUCCAGCCUGGGGCUCAGAAUCCGGCCUACCUCUGCGGCCACUCCUCGGGCAGUGACGAGGACCAAGAUGGUGAGGGCUGCCACCGAUGGAGAGGGAGUGGGCUCAGGCCUGGAAGCUCCCUGUUGGAUCAGGACUGCAGCCGAGACAGUGACGGGUUAAAUCGGGGCAGCGUGGACUCUGCAGGGGGAGUCAGGAGCCCUGAACCUCCUACAUUUCCAAGAGCCCCUAUGGAGGAGGGACCCCGGGAGUGGGGUACUGGCUCGCUGCCCUGCGUCUCAGGUCCCCAAGAGGGCUUGCGGCCUAUGUCCGACACUGUGGGAGGAGCUUUCCGUGUGGCCAAGGUGAGCUUUCCUGCGUACCUGGCCAGCCCUGCUGGUUCCCGAGGUAGCAGCCGCUAUUCCAGCACCGAGACCCUCAAGGACGACGAUCUGUGGUCUACCCGGAGUUCUGGGAGCUGGGGUGUAUAUCGAUCGCCAAGUUUUGGAACUGGAGAAGGGCUCCUACGGCCCCAGACUCGUCCCCGUACUAAGGGACCUGUGGGCACCACCAGGGCUUUGAGGGAUGGAGGAUUGGAGCUGGACAAGAACCGACAGCGCAAGUCCUUAUCGAAUCCAGAUAUAGCCUCAGAAACGCUGACACUCCUUAGUUUUCUGCGCUCAGACCUUUCAGAGCUGAGGGUCCGAAAGCCCAGUGGGGGCCCUGGGAGCAGCCCCCUAGAUGGCCGAGGCUCACCAUCAGCAAGUAGCCCAAUGGAGCAACUUGAAUCCAUGCCCUCCCAAAGUCCGGCGUCACCCACCACCCGACCCACACUCAAGGACCUGACAGCUACCCUGCGUAGGGCAAAGUCGUUCAGUUGCUCAGAGAAGCCCAUGGCUCGUCGCCUACUCCUCACCAGUGCUCUGAAGCCCAGCUCCUCUGAGCUGCUUCUGGCAGGUGCUGGGGCAGAGGAGGAUCCAUUGCCACUUGUGGUCCAGGAUCAGUAUGUGCAGGAGGCCCGGCAGGUUUUUGAAAAGAUCCAGCGCAUGGGCGCACAACAGGAUGAUGGGUGUGAUGGCUCCCCUAGAAGCCCUGACUGGGCAGGGGACAUGACCCAAGGGCAGCGGUCUCAGGAGGAGCUCUCUGGCCCUGAGUCCAGCCUGACAGAUGAGGGCAUUGGGGCAGAUCCUGAACCUCUUGGUGCUGCUUUUUGCAGCUUAGAUUCCGGAGGGGUGUGGCGACCCCUUUCCUCCAGCUCAGCUCAGAUGAACCACCGUGGUGCUGGGACAGAGGAUAGUUUGGGUGGGUGGUCCCUAGUGUCUCCUGAGACCCCUCCCACACCAGGUGCCCUCCGAAGGAGACGUAAAGUCCCACCCUCAGGCUCUGGUGGGACUGAACUGAGCAAUGGGGAGGCAGGUGAGGCCUACAGAUCCCUGAGUGACCCGAUUCCACAGCGCCAUCGGGCUGCCACCUCUGAGGUGCCCCCUGGGUUCUCUGUGGACAGCAACCUUCUGGGCUCACUGAACUCUAAGAUGGGGCUUCCUGCGACCCCAGCUAUGGAUGAGGGCUUGACCAGUGGGCAUAGUGACUGGUCUGUGGUCAGUGAAGAGAGCAAGGGCUAUCAGGAGGUCAUGGAGAGUAUUGUUCAGGGGCCUGGUGCCUUGGGUCGAAUGGGAGAAGACAGGGUUGCUGGCAAGGGCCCCAAGAAGAAAUCUCUGAGUGACCCUAGUCGCCGUGGGGAGCUGACUGGGCCUGAAUUUGAGGGCCCUGGAGGAGAACCCAUCCGAGAAGUUGAACCCCUGCUGCCUCCGUCCAGCAGUGAACCUAUCCUUGCAGAGCAAUGGGCAGAUCCAGAAGAACCUGGUCCUGCCAGGGGCCGGGCUCAGUCAGAGAGGGCCCUACCUGCCCCACCUGCCUCUUCCACUACCCACCGUGACUUCCGCCUUGACCCCAAGCUGGCUGACAUUCUGUCCCCUCGGCUCACUCGCCGAGGUUCCAAGAAGCGCCCAGCCCGGACCAGUCACCAGGAGCUUCGGAGAGAGGAAGGGAACCAGGACCAGACUGGUAGCCCAUCACAGGCCCGGUCCUCCUCCAAACAUGUUCGCCAUGCCAGUGUGCCUGCCACCUUCACACCUAUUGUGGUGCCAGAGCCUAGGGUUUCUGUAGGACCCCCUGUGGCUGUGCCAGAGCCUGUGGGCUUCCUUGCACGAGGCCACCCCAUGUUGCAGGCACCAUCACUUGAGGAUGUCACCAAGCAGUACAUGCUGACCCUUCGCUCCAGUGAGGUCCCUGCUCCAGGGCCUGUGGACCUACCUUGCUUGCCGCCCUCUGCACCGCCCUCUGCUGAGACCAAGCCCCCUGAGGUUGCCAGGGCUCCAGAUGAGCCUGCCCCAGCCAGCAAGUGCUGUAGCAAGCCACAAGUGGACAUGCGGAAGCAUGUGACCAUGACCCUGUUGGACACAGAGCAAUCAUAUGUGGAGUCACUACGCACCCUGAUGCAGGGCUACAUGCAGCCACUGAAGCAGCCAGAGAAUUCCUUGCUGUGUGACCCAUCACUGGUGGAUGAGAUCUUCGAUCAGAUUCCUGAGCUCCUGGAGCACCACGAACAGUUCCUGGAGCAGGUGCGGCACUGUGUGCAGACGUGGCACACCCAGCAGAAGGUGGGAGCUCUCCUUGUCCAGUCGUUCUCUAAAGAUGUCCUGGUGAACAUCUAUUCUGCCUAUAUUGAUAACUUCCUCAAUGCAAAGGAUGCUGUGCGUGUGGCUAAGGAGGCGAGGCCAGCCUUUCUCAAGUUCCUGGAGCAAAGCAUGCGUGAGAACAAGGAGAAGCAGGCACUGUCCGACCUCAUGAUCAAGCCCGUGCAGCGGAUCCCACGCUAUGAGCUUCUGGUAAAGGACCUUUUGAAGCACACACCUGAAGACCAUCCUGACCACCCACUCUUGCUGGAUGCACAACGGAACAUAAAGCAGGUGGCUGAACGCAUCAACAAGGGUGUGAGGAGUGCUGAGGAGGCGGAGCGGCAUGCUCGUGUUCUGCAGGAGAUCGAGGCCCACAUUGAGGGCAUGGAAGAUCUCCAGGCUCCCCUGCGACGGUUCCUGAGGCAAGAGAUGGUCACUGAUGUGAAGGCGAUUGGAGGCAAGAAGGAUCGGUCCCUCUUCCUGUUCACAGACCUCAUUGUCUGUACCACCCUGAAGCGGAAGUCAGGCUCCCUGCGGCGAAGUUCCAUGAGCCUGUACACAGCGGCCAGUGUCAUUGACACAGCUAGCAAGUACAAGAUGCUAUGGAAGCUGCCACUGGAAGACACAGACAUCAUCAAAGGGGCAUCUCAAGCCACCAAUCGAGAGAACAUCCAGAAGGCCAUCAAUCGCCUGGAUGAGGACUUGGCCACCCUGAACCAAAUGAGCAAGCUCUCUGAGAGCCUCGGCUUUCCUCACCAGACUCUGGACGAUGCACUUCGGGAUCUCUCAGCUGCCAUGCACCGGGACCUUUCAGAAAAGCAGGCCUUGUGCUAUUCGCUUUCCUUCCCGCCCACCAAGCUGGAGCUGUGUGCCACCCGGCCUGAGGGCACUGACUCCUUCAUCUUUGAGUUUCCCCACCCUGAUGCCCGCUUGGGCUUUGAGCAGGCCUUUGAUGAGGCCAAGAGGAAGCUGGCAUCCAGCAAAAGCUGUCUAGAUCCUGAAUUCCUGAAAGCCAUCCCCAUCAUGAAAACUCGCAGUGGCAUGCAGUUUUCCUGUGCGGCCCCUACCCUCAGCAGCUGCCCAGAGCCCGCGCCAGAGGUUUGGGUGUGCAACAGUGAUGGCUAUGUGGGUCAGGUGUGCCUGCUAAGCCUGCGGGCUGAACCAGACGUGGAGGCCUGCAUCGCCGUUUGCUCCGCCCGCAUUCUCUGCAUCGGUGCGGUGCCAGGCCUGCCACCGCGCAGCAGCCCACGGGAGCAGCCAGAGCCCCUGAGGAAUCGCCCAGAGAUGGCACCUGAGCCUGCUGGGGCCGAGCUAGAGAUGGAGACCACGGCAGAUGAGGAAGGAGCGGCACUGGGCGAGCCAGGGCCCCAACCCUGCCUACACAUUUCUAUCUCAGGAUCUGGCCUGGAAAUGGCCCCAGGCCCUGCUGAGGGUGACCCCCGCCCUGAGUUGGUACCCUUUGACAGUGACUCUGAUGAUGAAUCUUCACCCAGCCCCUCCGGGACACUGCAGAGCCAGGCCAGCCAGUCUACCAUAUCCUCCAGCUUUGGCAAUGAGGAGACCCCAAGCUCCAAGGAGGCCACUGCAGAGACGACCAGCUCUGAGGAAGAGCAAGAGCCUGGCUUCCUGCCACUGUCCGGCUCCUUUGGGCCUGCGGGUCCCUGUAGCACCAGCCCAAUGGAUGGAAGAGCCCUUCGCCGCUCCAGCCGUGGCUCCUUCACAAGGGGCAGCCUCGAGGACCUGUUGAGCGUGGACCCUGAGGCCUACCAAAGCUCCGUGUGGCUGGGGACUGAGGAUGGCUGUGUCCACGUCUACCAGUCCUCUGACAGCAUCCGAGAUCGCAGGAACAGCAUGAAACUCCAGCACGCAGCCUCUGUGACCUGCAUCCUGUAUCUGAAUAACCAGGUGUUUGUGUCCCUGGCCAGUGGAGAACUUGUGGUCUACCAAAGAGAACCAGGACGUUUCUGGGACCCCCAGAACUUCAAGUCAUUGACACUGGGUGCUCAGGGGAGCCCCAUCACCAAGAUGGUAUCCGUGGGUGGGCGGCUGUGGUGUGGCUGCCAAAACCGAGUCCUUGUUCUGAGCCCUGACACGCUACAGCUAGAGCACACAUUCUACGUGGGGCAGGAUUCAAGCCGAAGUGUUGCUUGUAUGGUGGACUCCAGCCUGGGUGUGUGGGUGACAUUGAAAGGUAGUGCCCAUGUGUGUCUCUAUCAUUCAGACACUUUUGAGCAGCUGGCGGAGGUAGAUGUCACCCCUCCUGUGCACAGGAUGCUCGCAGGGUCUGAUGCCAUCAUCCGGCAACACAAGGCUGCCUGCCUGCGGAUCACCGCACUGCUGGUGUGUGAGGAACUGCUGUGGGUGGGCACCAGCGCUGGGGUUGUGCUCACCAUGCCUGCAUCCCCCAGCACUGUCAGCUGCCCUCGGGCACCUCUCAGCCCAGCUGGCCUAGGUCAGGGGCAUACUGGCCAUGUUCGCUUCCUGGCCGCAGUCCAGCUGCCUGAUGGCUUCAACCUGCUCUGUCCAACCCUACCAUCUCCCCCAGACACAGGUGGGUGUCAUUCCACAGCCUGAUGAUGAAGCGGAGCCUACUGUGCUGGCC
Messenger RNA from Nannospalax galili (Upper Galilee mountains blind mole rat), 6533 nucleotides. RefSeq names its product Rho guanine nucleotide exchange factor 17 (gene Arhgef17). Lineage: Eukaryota; Metazoa; Chordata; Mammalia; Rodentia; Spalacidae. Bases 476 to 6505 code for a protein of 2009 amino acids. The transcript has 21 exons. Gene Ontology annotation, biological process: actin cytoskeleton organization. The record is from RefSeq and is a predicted model, not a curated record. Gene Ontology annotation, molecular function: protein binding; guanyl-nucleotide exchange factor activity.